Molecule: messenger RNA, 2889 nt
Organism: Nannizzia gypsea CBS 118893
Lineage: Eukaryota; Fungi; Ascomycota; Eurotiomycetes; Onygenales; Arthrodermataceae
Exons: 12
Coding region: 1-2889 (962 amino acids)
Source: RefSeq, a predicted model, not a curated record
AUGUCCUUCUUCAUGCAUGACAGCGUCGAGACCAUGAUCCAAGGGGCACACAUUCAAGAUGGUUCCGUUUACGUGCCAUUCACUAGGAAAGAAAAUUACUAUAUAUACUUCCUACCUGAUCUCUUGUCCGACCAAAUUAUAGAUAGACAAUUCAGACUCUUUCAAUAUUCUGGAGCCCAAGCGGACAAGCCCCCAUAUCACGGCGGCCACCACGACCCUAACGCGGAGAGUUUAGCAAAAGCUUUUAUAAUUUGGCGAAGGAAAAGACUGCUUCGGGUGGCUCUACAGGACAUAGCACGGGAGGAGGUCAUAGCACGAGAGGUCCGCAAGGAGGAACCCAACCAUCUUCAGGAGGUUCAUCCCGCUCCCACGAAGCUACGAACCGCCAUGAUCCCCCAAACGGACGAAGAGGGUCUUAUUAUCAAUCCUGGUAGCCUGCAGUCUGAAAGCACCACAAGCACGCAAUUUGACGACAGCCGUGGAUUCUGGUCGGCGCUUGUGCAAGCCAGUGGGACUUGGAAUUUGAGAUGGAGACCGAAGCCUCGUCUAUAUUAUCCAGCCGGUAAAGCCUACAAGAAAACACAACAACCGUUUGUGGCAGUCGAUGGCCUAGGCAUGACAUUCAACCUAUCCCAACCUUUCGAAUGCAUAAUGAAUCCCUCAACAGGGACGUUGGAGAAGCUAUGUGUCCAGGCCCCAGACUCUGUCUGCGAACUAAAAAACAGUACAUGGGAUCGAACUGUGAUUCGGAACGUUGCUCCGAAGUCACUUUUUGUAGCACUUCUCCCGUUCAGCAGGAUUCCGAGUGAGCGGAGGCCCUAUCCGGCAUUGUAUACAACUAAUGACUGGGCUUCUCUGCUGGCUCUAUGGAUACCUGCCGUCGCUGGAUUGUUGGGUGCUGUCUUCAUCCCCAAACCCUCCCCUCCGGAUGGGAAACACCCCUCCUUUUACGCAAACUGUUCUUAUAAAGGGUUUCGUUACCCUCGUCUAGCGCGAAACUUUCUGGAAAAUAAGCCAUCGACUGCCCGGGAGCGGCAAUAUGAUCCGUCUUGGGCUCCAUUUUACCAUGAACGAGAAUAUCAAAACCCUUUGAGGUCUCGUUCGCACGCCGUCUAUCGAAGCUUUCGGCCUCGAAUGUUGGCCUAUCUAACUGAGGAGAGCAAAGGUUAUGAAACCCGUUUUGUAAAGCAUGACGAGAACUGCCCGCCCUAUGUCUUUAUCGCUUAUACUGCGGAACACUUCGAUUCUGAAGAUAAGAAGGCAAAAAAUCUCCUAACUGCAUUGGCUAGGGAAGCUACUGUUCAGUACCGUGAUACAAUUAUGGAACCGUCUAGAAAGCCGAAGGCAUUUUGGCUUGCCCAAAUGUGUAUGCCGAUAAAUUGUUACGUUGACCACAAUGGACAAGACCAAAUUCUCAACAACCAAAGCGACCCUGAUAACGUUUUACGAGGCUAUUUAGCGGACCACGAUACGUAUAGCAUAAGUGAUAUUAUCCGGGGUGCAGAACAUAUAAUCGUGAUCGCCGGCAACCCACGCCAUUUGACAGCAAAUCCAUUACGAGAAUGGGGCAAGCGAGUCUGGACACUGCCAGAAAUUAUACUUAGCAAAGGGGAUUUCGUUUCUGUCACGCGCUAUGAUUUGGGUGCGAAAACGCUCUCCGAUAUGGUCUUAUUGGAGAGAAUUCAGAAGAGCCAAUUUCCUUAUCAUGCGUGGAGUGACGCCUUAUGUUCAAGACAGCUCCUUGAGCACUACUCCAGCCUCCAUCUUUCCCGCCUGGAGCUAGUGAAGAUUAUAUUCGAAUGUCUUAUGGACAGGAAUUUUGGCGAGUGUUACCCAGGUGAUCGCAGUUAUGCAAUGAUGGGCCUGCUCAGGAUCCGGCCCCCGAUUAACCGAGAGGAUACCUCGUUUCAGGCAUUCGCUAGACUAUCGCUUCCUCAGGAUAAUGACCGCUUUAUGGAGCGUCUAAUCUGCCUUCUUCCAAACAAACUAGAUGAGCCAUGGGAGAUGAUGACAGAUCAAUACAAAUCAACCCUAUGGGACAUUCAUCCAGAGACGCAAAUAUGUGGAGUCGGGGAGAACGACACUGUUAUCGUUGACAACUGCAAGGGGGCCACAAUCCAAUGGUCCGGUUUUACCCCCGUUCAGAUAUACCAUAGAUUAAGACUCAGACGCUUGUUCUUCAAGUUCUUGGCACUCAUUGGGCCGAUUUUCUUUUUGGUUGCCCUCAUUCUCGCUGGUAUUCCUACAAUAGGGCCUGUGCUUAUUCCCCUGUCUCUCUUCUUAUUUCAACUUCCGUCGCCGUAUUAUAUCUGGAAAGCCUACGGUGACAAGGUCUGGAAUGUUGAGCCAUGCCUAUUCGGAAUCGAAGGUUAUGUUCCUCUCGAUGUGAUCGAGAAGAAGUUGUUUGGGGGUAGGCCUACCCGGCUAUCAUGGAGUGUUAUCGGUUCACCAUUGUCCCGUCACCAGGAGGGCCAGGAAUGCUUUGAGAGGCGGUCUCAUGCCCCCCAUGGAAGCCGAGAGAGACAAUUCGCAAAUGACACAAUCAACACGAUUGUAAGGAUAUGCAAGAGUCUGACCGAGUUUGUCGUCACCACGAAACUCCAAGGUCUGCAAAGGAUCAUAGCAAAAAUUUUCACCCUUGUCGACACUCUAUCAAUGACAGUUACACUAUUCAAAGCGGUCCAUCCUCCAACUGUACUACUUAUUGGAGGUUCUGAAGGAGGUAUGAAGCGCGCAAUUGCUUGCUCCUACGAUGUCACAACCGGUACAUUCUAUCGCGAGACUGUUCUCCGCAUGCAAUCACAGUGCACAUCUCGAAUGCACUUUUUACCUAGGAUCCGCCUCGGUUUGAAAAGGCCGUUCAAAAAGGGAGAUAUUGUAGCGGCAUAA